AGUCACGUGACAGGUUAUGCCGGUUAAACUUCCUGUUGUCACUUCAGUUGUUUAUUGUUUGUUUUUGCUGUAACAUAUCCUUUAACUGUUUUUUGCAACAGGUCGGGAGUGCAGUUUACAUGACAGGCACAUAUUUUCGCUGGCUAAACGAACCACAAGUGUCAAACUGAUUCGGAAACAAACCCGUCACCUGUUUAAAGCCAAUUGUCAGCUCAUGCUAGUUGUUGCUAACGUUAGCCAGCCGUCGUAUGUACCGAGAGUGACAGCUGUGAAAACGGAUGUGUCUUUAGGGUUUUGCUUUUCUUCCAUCAGCUUGAACCGGCGAGUUUCACCCCGAGGAAAGCCCAGUAGGUUUUGCUCGCACCAUGGCCAUUCAGCUUUCAGCACAAUGCGUCUCCUCUCUGAGGAAAGCUGGAAACCUUAUUCAUUUAAGAACUGCUGCUCUGGGCGUCGAGAAGAGAAACUACAGCAGCAGAAAAGCCUCUGCUGAGUACCUGCACCGGAGUGUUGUACCGUCCAUGCAUUACCAGAAGAGUUUACCCAGGCUACCAGUACCUAAACUGGAGGAUACUAUCAGGAGGUAUUUAGCUGCCCAGAAGCCUCUGUUGGACGAUGAGCAGUUCAGAACAACAGAGAAACUCGCACAGGAUUUCCAGAAUGGUGUGGGGAAACAGCUGCAUGAGGAACUGGUGGCUCAGGACAAAAACAAUAAGCACACAAGCUACAUCUCAGGACCAUGGUUUGACAUGUAUCUGUCUGCACGCGACUCCGUGGUGCUGAACUUCAACCCCUUCAUGUCCUUCAAUCCUGACCCAAACACGGAGUACAAUGACCAGCUGGUGCGGGCGACCAAUGUGGUGUGUUCAGCAGUGCGCUUCAUGAAAACACUGCGAGCUGGAAUACUGGAGCCAGAGGUCUUCCACCUCAACCCGGCAAAGAGCGACACAGACGGCUUCAAGAAGUUGAUCCGCUGGGUCCCGUCCUCCCUGUCCUGGUAUGGGGCUUACAUGGUGAAUGCGUACCCCCUGGACAUGUCUCAGUACUUUCGCCUCUUCAACUCAACUCGGAUUCCCAAGCGUGGGCGAGACGAGCUCUUCACUGAUGACAAAGAGCGACACUUGCUAGUUAUGAGGAAAGGCAACAUGUAUGUGUUUGACAUUGUAGACAGGGACGGGAAUUUGGUGAAGCCUGCAGAGAUCCAGUCCCACCUGAAGUACAUUUUGUCCGAUCCGACACCUGCGCCUGCCUUUCCUCUCGGGGUCCUGACCAGUGAGAACAGAGACGUGUGGGCCGGGCUGAGGGACAAGCUGAUAGCUGCUGGAAACGCAGAGGAUUUACGGGUUGUUGACAGCGCCCUUUUCUGCCUCUGCCUGGACGAUGAAAGCAUGAAGGACCACAUUCACAUCUCCCACAACAUGCUGCACGGCGACGGCUGCAACCGGUGGUACGACAAGUCCUUCAGCGUCAUUCUGGCCAAAGAUGAACAGGCGACCAUCAAUUUUGAGCACUCCUGGGGUGACGGCGUGGCUGUGCUUCGCUUCCAGAAUGAGAUCUUCAAAGACACAACGGAGCAGCCGCUGGUACACCCGGGCUCCGCUGCCGCUGCUGUGGAUUCAGCCUCUGCUGUGCGCAGGCUGCAGUUCAACCUGGAUGGCGAGCUGGAGACUGGCAUCAAAAAGGCCAAGGAGAACUUUGAUUCAGCCGUGUCGAAACUCACCAUUGAUGCCAUGGAGUUCAAGAAAGGUGGGAAAGAACAGUUGAAGAAGAGUAGGUUGAGUCCAGAUGCGAUAGCCCAGCUGGCUUUUCAGAUGGGCUUCCUGAGGCAGUAUGGACAGACGGUGGCCACGUACGAGUCCUGCAGCACUGCGGCGUUCAAGCAUGGCCGCACGGAGACCAUCCGCCCUGCCACCAUACACACAAAACGAUGUUCACAUGCCUUUGUCUGCCAGCCUGGCCAACACAGUGUGGAGCAACUGAAGGCCAUGCUCAGUGAAUGCUCUAAAUAUCACGGGCAGCUCACCAAGGAAGCAGCUAUGGGCCAAGGUUUUGACCGUCACCUGUUUGCCCUGCGAUACCUGGCCAAUUCAAAUGGCCAGGCUCUGCACAGCCUGUACACGGACCCAGCUUACACUGCCAUCAACCACAACAUCCUCUCCACCAGCACCCUCACCAGUCCAGCCGUGAGCCUGGGUGGCUUCGCCCCAGUGGUGGCCGAUGGGUUCGGUGUCGGCUACGGCGUCCACGACGACUGGAUCGGCUGCAACGUGUCCAGCUACCCGGCUCGCAACGUCCACGAAUUCCUGCAGUGUGUGCACAAGUCUUUAGAGGACAUUUUUACUGUCCUGGAAGGAAAGUCACUCAGCUAAGAAACAAGUGUCUGUGAUUACCAAAGAGGAAAAAACUAACUGCAUAACAGUGAAGGUGUGGUCAUCAUUCUCAGCUCCCAGCUGUUCUGGGCAAACCAUGAAGAUUGUGAGAUGAAUAAUUUAAUUUUAUACUCCUACAAAGAAACAUGGAGAAUCACAGUGAUUAGAUAUAAUUAUUUUUAGGAAUGGUUAAAUGGUUAGGAAUAUGGGUUUGGAUAUUGUCUGUUUGACUGCAGACUAAAGUCAUAACACUUGUUGUAUAAUGAAAACCACAUCAGAUAUAGAAAAAUGUUUAGUUUUCCACUUUAUCUGAUUCAGUCCACUGACUUUGCAAGAGUCUGUUUUACAGCCCUGUCCAUUGUACAGUUUGCUGUAGAAGUGUAAGCAGUGGUUUUAGAAUUACAUAAUACAGGGACAGCUAAGAUUGGGAGUGCUGGUCAUAUUAUUUAUGCAGUAUAGAUUAACGAUACAGACAGUAUGGAGUCCUGUGAGACUCCAGAGAUUCUGUGCCUUACCAAAAUGUGAUUUUUACUGAGCAUUUGCUGAUUGUCACUGUUAUAACUUCACUAAUAAUGAUCAGUUUAUCAUUUACAGCUGUAUUGAUGUGUUCAAAAGCCUUUUGAAAUAAAACUUAAUUUAAUUGCA
This is a messenger RNA of Morone saxatilis (striped sea-bass), 3011 nucleotides long. It is a transcript of the gene cpt2, whose product is annotated as carnitine palmitoyltransferase 2. The coding region runs from base 366 to 2366 and encodes 666 amino acids. The record is from RefSeq and is a predicted model, not a curated record. Lineage: Eukaryota; Metazoa; Chordata; Actinopteri; Moronidae. Gene Ontology annotation, biological process: fatty acid beta-oxidation. The transcript is spliced from 5 exons. Gene Ontology annotation, cellular component: mitochondrion. Gene Ontology annotation, molecular function: carnitine O-palmitoyltransferase activity.